CCGAGAACCCUCCGUUGCCACAAAGAGGAAAUGAGAAGCAUUUUCUGCUCAAAACGUGUUUACUUAAUCGUAGCACACGCUGGUGUUGCUAAUCUAGUGGGUGAACCUGUCACCUAGUCGGGUCAUGAAGCACCUACAAAGGAAUCGUCGCGCUCAGCGCGCGCCGAGGACCCCACGGUUCAACCUUCAGCUACGGAGAUUCUCUUCUAUUGCCAUGACCAGGUCCGGCCAGUAUGUGGUGGCGGCCACUCAGGAUGAAACCCCGGCUAAGACCGCGGCUAAUGGGAAGUUGCUGGAGUCCAGCUCAUCCUCCGAGGAGACGAUGCAGCUGAAGAAGGAAAUCUCGCUGCUCAAUGGCGUCUGCUUGAUUGUGGGCAACAUGAUCGGCUCGGGCAUCUUCGUCUCGCCCAAGGGGGUCCUGGCCUACAGCGCGUCCUACGGACUGUCCCUCGUCAUCUGGGCCGUGGGGGGCCUUUUCUCCGUCUUCGGGGCCCUCUGCUACGCCGAGCUGGGCACCACCAUCAAAAAAUCGGGGGCCAGCUACGCCUAUAUCUUGGAAGCCUUCGGGCAUCUGCUGGCGUUCAUCCGCCUGUGGACCUCUCUGCUCAUCAUAGAGCCCACCAGCCAGGCCAUCAUCGCCAUCACUUUCGCCAACUACUUGGUCCAACCUUUUUUCCCAUCCUGCGAGGCGCCCUACCUGGCCGGCCGUCUCCUGGCUGCCGUCUGCAUCUGCUUCCUGACUUUCGUGAACUGUGCCUACGUGAAGUGGGGAACCCGGGUCCAGGACCUGUCCACCUACGCCAAGGUGCUAGCCCUCAUUGUUGUGAUCAUUGCAGGCAUCGUCCGCAUUGGACAAGGACAUUCCGAGAAUUUGGCCGACGCGUUCGAGGGAUCGGCCUGGGACGUGGGAAACAUCGCGCUGGCCCUCUACUCCGCGCUCUUCUCCUACUCGGGAUGGGACACCCUUAAUUUUGUCACGGAGGAAAUCAAGAACCCCGAAAGGUCAGCCUUGCAAACUAGCUGGAGGAAAAAAAACUGUGGGAUCCUUCCCGGCUUGUUGACAUCACUGGGCUCGGCGUGUUCCCGUCCCACGGUCCAGGAGGAUAGGGCAAAUGUUGCUUCCCCACCCCUUGUUUCCGUGGAAGGACCUUAGGAUUUUAUGCUGACC
Messenger RNA from Crotalus tigris (Tiger rattlesnake), 1168 nucleotides. RefSeq names its product solute carrier family 7 member 7 (gene SLC7A7). NCBI's taxonomy places the organism in Eukaryota, Metazoa, Chordata, Lepidosauria, Squamata, Viperidae. Gene Ontology annotation, molecular function: basic amino acid transmembrane transporter activity; L-amino acid transmembrane transporter activity. Bases 125 to 1153 code for a protein of 342 amino acids. Gene Ontology annotation, biological process: amino acid transmembrane transport. The record is from RefSeq and is a predicted model, not a curated record. Gene Ontology annotation, cellular component: membrane. The transcript is spliced from 4 exons.